Molecule: messenger RNA, 1560 nt
Organism: Daldinia decipiens
Lineage: Eukaryota; Fungi; Ascomycota; Sordariomycetes; Xylariales; Hypoxylaceae
Product: MFS general substrate transporter
Exons: 2
Coding region: 366-1454 (362 amino acids)
Cellular component (GO): plasma membrane
Molecular function (GO): transmembrane transporter activity
Source: RefSeq, a predicted model, not a curated record
CAUCAAUGGCCCAUUCCAGUACCUUAAUCUUCCUAUCAAAUUAUAAGUCUACUAGGACAUUGUUCUACCCGGCCUCAUCCUUCGGAUCAUGGCUCCGUCAUUAGAUCAUGAGGAUGGCCGUAACUUCCGCGUCUGUCCCGCGGGAGGAGGACCAGAAGCUCGAGGAAAAGAGAGACAGUUCGACAGACAGGGAGGCCGGUAUCCCCACCACGGAAUAAGUACGCAAACUAGACCGUGCAGUUCGGUGGAAGCGCGACGUAUUAAUCAUACCAAUCAUGGGGAUCCUAUAUAUGCUGCUAUUCUUAGAUCGAACGAAUAUGGCAAACGUACGAAGUCUGGGUAUUGGAUAGCCGAACCGGUUGGAAAUGGCCCUGGAUAUGCCAUCUGAUGGAUACAAUACGGCACUGUGGAUAUUCUAUAUUCCUUUCGUACUGGCCGAGGUCUCGGCGAACUUGAUUCUAAAUCUGAACACGAUACGCCCUGGUAUUGGUGGACAGGUGUUCCUCUUAGGCGUCCUCGGCGUGUGUCAGGGUCUAGCUAGAAGCUAUGAUGGUCUGCUCACAGUCCGUUUCCUGCUGGGUGUCUUUGAGUCCUCUCUUCCGGCUAGUGCGACUUAUAUGAUCUCGAUGUACUACACAAGACCCGAGGUAGCUGUUCGCUUUGCCUGGUUUUUCAAUUCCCUCAGGAUGCGCAAUCUUGGUUUCUAUCAACUCAGAAGCGCAAUCAUCUCGUACAUCUUUCUUGAGGCAUCUCGCGGCGCUGAAGCUAAGGGCUCAGCUGCGGAUAGUGUUCCUAUCUGUAAGGUCCUCGUUGAUUGGAGAAUCUGCAUUCUAACACUAUGUUUUUUCUGCGCCAACGUAAAGGCAUCCUCGAUAGCUUCUUUCUCGCCGACAAUCUUCAUCGAGCUCGGCUGGACGGCAACUACCGUACAACUUAUGAUGAUGCCUGUAUGGGUAACUGGUAGCGUCUCUACUUUUGCUAUUACUUGGCUUGCUUCGCGUCUCGAUAUGCGCAUGUCCUUCCUUCUUAUUUGUAUAUGCUUACAGGCUAUCGGAUGGAGUAUCAUGGUAGCUUAUGUUCCAGAAGCUGGGGUACGAUAUCUCGCGCUUUUCUUUAUGGCAGCGGGAACUUUCCCACAGAUGUCUAUCUUAAUGGGAUGGCUCAGUGCCAACUUGCGCGGCCGCAAGUAUCUUGCCGUCGGUAUGGCCUGGAUGUCCGGGUUUGCCAACUGUGCCAAUUUCAUUAGCUCGAAUGUCUUUAUCACUACCGAGCGUCCGCGGUAUCCUACCGGUUUUUCCAUAGGUCUCGCCUUCACGAUAUUGGGGUUCAUACUAACUUGUGCCGCGUUUGUAUUAUUGAUACUUAGCAAUAAGAGGCGGGAUAAAACUCGCGAACAAAUGACGGAUGACCAGUGCCAGAACGACGACAAGCUACAUUUCCAGUAUCUGUAUUGAAUAUAUACGAAGGAGAUUCCUUGGCUACCGAGCUAGGUCAAACUAAUCCAAAUAACUAAUAUCAGAGUAGUCUACCAAGGUAGGUUAAGAUAUAUAUAGGUACCUA